This is a messenger RNA of Vicia villosa (hairy vetch), 852 nucleotides long. Its product is annotated as protein MAIN-LIKE 1-like. The record is from RefSeq and is a predicted model, not a curated record. Lineage: Eukaryota; Viridiplantae; Streptophyta; Magnoliopsida; Fabales; Fabaceae. The transcript is spliced from 3 exons. Bases 1 to 852 code for a protein of 283 amino acids.
AUGGAAUUUACAGAGAGGUGGCAUCUAGAGACAUCAUCAUUUCAUCUUCCUCACGGUGAUAUUACCAUCACUCUUGAUGACAUUGCAUGCCUCCUGCAUAUACCUAUCAGGGGUACCCUCCUUAGUCACGGUAAGCUUAUGAAGGAGGAACCGAGGGAGAUGCUGAUUAUGGAGCUGGGGGUUAAUCCUGAGGAUGCGCUUGAGGAGGUUGAGGGGACAUGCGAGGCGCACGUCAGGUUUCACUUCUUGAGGCGACGGUACGAUGCCGAGCUCCUUACAGCACAGGCUGCUGCUGGUGACGAUGAUGAGGUGGAUAUACACAGGCAGCAAGCAUUGAGAUGUUACUUUCUAUUUAUGUUAGACACCCAACUGUUUAUGAACACGAGUUCCACGUACACGGAUGUCGUUUACCUGAGAUACUUAUCAGACAUUGCACGUGUCCGGGAGUAUAACUUGGGAGCGGCUACAUUGGUGUACUCCUACCACAGACUCGAAGAGGGAUACUUGUGGAAGGCAAGUUGGAUACUACAACACUUCCCAGAAAUUACUGGCUGGGUAGAGGUGUCAAGUUACACUGAGACCAUUCCGCGUGCUAAAGCCUUCGCCCCCUCAAAGGGAAUCAGGUGUUGGAUCCUUACACGCACCGUUUUGACCGCAUGGUCGUUGAGGACGUCUGAUAUUAUUGUUAUGAUGAUCACCGUGAUACGGUUCCGUGAGAUGACAUCACCCUAUAUUCUGGAUGAGCGCAUCAUGCGUCAGUUUGGCUACCAGCAGACGACACCUCGUCACCCUUCUAACUCCACUCCUAAUGCCAUGAUUUGUCGCCAGCUAGAUGAUGUCUUUGCAGACUGA